AUGCAGUGCGCUACUUGGUUAUGCUCUCAAUAUAAGUUAUGUGUCAGGACGCGCAGUAAACCUUCGUACAAGUAUUCUUUCUUCCGCUGCUCUUGUGCUACACGACGAGACCUAAACAGUUAUCAUUACACGUAUAAGAAAAGAAAGGGGGUAGGCUACCAAUAUUAUAAAGCAUACGGUCAGCAAGGAGAAACAGUGUACCACAAAACAAAGACAAACCCUCCUCACGCAUCUACCCCAGAAGAAUCAAGACUAGGAAAAGUAAUCCCGAUAAUCCUUCCUUCCAAAAUCGCACCUAAACUUCUCUUGCAUAUCCAUGACAUCCCGCAAAUGCCGUACCCCGAGCGCCUCCUUUCUCGCCUCUGCCAAACUCAGGGCCAGCUCAACUGCUCGCUCAACGUCGCGGCCACUGAGGUUGUUCUCCACGAGUUUCCCAUAGUCUUUAUCACUGAAUGCCUCGGUCUUCCAGAGAUCCUGACCCGUAACUCGGCGAAUGGCUCGCUCGAGGAUGAUGCUUUUACCUUUUCUGUCUGGCUUUUCAAACUUUUGGACAAAGUCAAUCCGCGAUUGAUAUGCCUCUUCGAAUACCUUGAUCUAUUGUUAGUUUCAAUGUGGCAUGUAACAGCAUUUAGUGGUCGUUUAUCGCGCGUAUUGCUCAACUUACCUGGAUGGUAUUGCAUGUUAAGAAGAUGA
Trichoderma gamsii is the source of this 693-nucleotide messenger RNA. RefSeq lists its product as hypothetical. The record is from RefSeq and is a predicted model, not a curated record. The coding region runs from base 1 to 693 and encodes 230 amino acids. NCBI's taxonomy places the organism in Eukaryota, Fungi, Ascomycota, Sordariomycetes, Hypocreales, Hypocreaceae. The transcript has a single exon.